Messenger RNA from Clupea harengus (Atlantic herring), 231 nucleotides. Its product is annotated as olfactory receptor-like protein DTMT. The transcript has 2 exons. Bases 1 to 231 code for a protein of 76 amino acids. The record is from RefSeq and is a predicted model, not a curated record. NCBI's taxonomy places the organism in Eukaryota, Metazoa, Chordata, Actinopteri, Clupeiformes, Clupeidae.
AUGGCUUACGAUCGAUAUAUUUCAAUAUGCUUUCCUCUAAACUAUAAAAAAAUGAUGUCCCCUUCAAAUGUCAUGAUAUUUCGAGUUAUCCUGUCUCUCUAUUUCCUAAUCCUUUCUCCCAUAUUAAAUCCAGUCAUUUAUGGAGCCAGGACAGAAAAGAUAAAUGAAGCAAUUAAGACAAAAAUACUGGGUAUCAAAUUAUUUCUCGCCAAGCAAACAAUGAAAGUCUAA